Paramecium tetraurelia is the source of this 2211-nucleotide messenger RNA. RefSeq lists its product as uncharacterized. The transcript has 5 exons. NCBI's taxonomy places the organism in Eukaryota, Ciliophora, Oligohymenophorea, Peniculida, Parameciidae. Gene Ontology annotation, biological process: microtubule-based movement. The record is from RefSeq and is a predicted model, not a curated record. Gene Ontology annotation, molecular function: ATP binding; microtubule binding; microtubule motor activity.
AUGAAAAGAAAAGAAUGUGUAAAGGUGGUUGUUAGAGCAAGACCAUUGUCAAGUAAAGAAAUAGAAGAAGGCAGAAAGAGAAUUGUAGAUGUUGAUACAUCAAGAAAAGAAAUUAAUAUUUAAAAUAUAAAAGGAGACAACAAUGAGGCAUAAAGAACUUUUGUUUUUGAUGAAGUUUUCGAUUUGAAUUCAUAACAAGAAUAAGUUUACAAUAAUACAGCUUUGCCUAUUGUUGAAAGUGUCAUGGAUGGUUAUAAUGGGACAGUCUUCGCUUACGGUUAAACUGGUACAGGCAAAACACAUACCAUGGAAGGAAAGAAUGAUCCUCCUCAUGAAAGAGGUAUCACUCCCAGAACUUUCGAUCACAUAAUCAAAGUUAUUGAAGGCACUCCUAAUAUACAAUUCUUAGUUAGAUGUUCCUAUUUAGAACUCUAUAAUGAGGAAGUCAGGGAUUUGUUGAGUCCGAAUCAUCUCACAAAACUAGAAUUAAGAGAAAAGCCUGAGUAAGGUAUCUUUGUUAAGGACCUCUCGAAAAUAGUCGUAAAAUCUGUGGCUGAAUUAAAUGAAUGGUUAAAGGCUGGUAGAGCCAAUAGAAAGGUUGGUGAAACUAAAAUGAAUUAAGAAUCCUCUAGAUCUCACUCUAUAUUCACACUUACAAUUGAAUCAAGUGAAAUUGGAGCAGAUUAACAAUAACACAUUAAAUCAGGAAAAUUGAACCUUGUUGAUUUAGCUGGUAGUGAAAGACAAUCAAAGACGCAAGCUGUUGGUGUUAGAUUUGAAGAGGCUAUUAAUAUUAACUUAAGUUUAACAACACUUGGUAAUGUCAUCACAACUUUGGUUGACGGAAAAAGUCAACAUAUUCCGUACAGAGAUUCAAAAUUGACUCGUCUUUUAUAAGAUUCUUUGGGAGGUAAUACAAAGACUGUCAUGGUUGCAAACAUUGGUCCAGCUGAUUAUAAUUUUGAUGAAACAAUGUCCACUCUCAGAUAUGCCAAUAGAGCAAAGAAAAUUCAAAACAACCCAAAAAUUAAUGAAGAUCCUAAAGAUGCUAUGAUUAGAGAAUUUUAAGAACAAAUUAAUAAACUAAAGGAUGAACUAGCCAGAAAAGCUGGAGGAGUUAUUGGACCAAAUGGAUAAAUUUAAAAAAUCAAAGAAUAAGUUAUUGAAGUUGAGGAUGAUGAAGAACUAACUGAAUUGUAAAAAAAGGCCUAAAAGGAAAAGGCUGAUUUAGAAUAAUAAAUUAUGCAAUAGAGAAGGUAAAGUACAUUGUAAGAAGAAGAAAAAAAACAAUUAUAAUUGAAAUUAAAGGAGAAAUAGAAGUUGGAGCAUAAUCUCAAAAAGGAACAAGAAAACAUGCAAAAGAAACUUUAGGAACUUUAAGAGUAACUAUUGCAUGGAGAUAAAAUGAAAGAGGAAUCAAGAUAAAAAGAAAAGGAUCUGUUAAAAGCAAGAAUGGAAUUAGAAGAGAGAUCCUAAUAAGCCAGAAGACAAGCUGAAGAAUUGGCUAAGAAAGAAGCUAUGCAAAUGGAAUAAGAAUAGAAAUAUAAUUCAACCAAAGAAGAAAUUGAAGCCAAAACAUAAAAAUUAAACAAUCUUAUCUAAAAAAUUAAAGAAUUAAAAAGUUAGGCUUAAGAAUAGACUUAAUUUAGAUAAAGAUAGAAAGAAGAGUUGAUAGAGGAUAAUAGAGAAUCUCUGAGAUAGCUAAAUCUAAUGAAUCUUAUAAUUGAGCAUUUCAUCCCAGAAGAUGAAGAAAAGAGAUUAAAAGAAAAAUUAGAAUUUUCAGAAGAAUAAGAUGAUUGGGUUAUUAAAGAGUUUGAAGCAAAUCCGUUAAAAAAACCAGCAUCUGCAUUUAUCUUUAGGAGACCAAUUUGUAACUUUUCGAGGAUGGCAAUCAAUUUUGGAGAUGCUAACCCUAGAUGUCGACCAGAAAACAUUUUACAGACUGAUCUAGAUCUACCACAAAGAAUGACUGAAGAUUUCUCUCUUGAACCUUCAUAAAAGAUUUAAGAAGUCUUAAAUGUGGCUUUGAAUGAAGAUGAAGAAGAACAAUAAAUGAUACAAAAUGAAAAACAAGCUAAUGUUUACAUUGAAGAUCCUUCAAUAAUCAAUAAGGAAGCCAUAUUGAAUCCUCCAUCCAAUCCAAAUAAAGUUCGAUUAUAAUCAGCAUUAAAAAAAAAUGCUAGAAGACCUUAAAGUGGUCUUAAAAAAUGA